AUGCGCCAUCACGCGGAACUCGCUACAGCCCUCACCAUCUUCCAGCCGUGCAAGACUCGAACUGAUCCCACUGUGCACGAUUGCCUCCACCUCCUCACACGCUACACAGGACCUAGAGCAAUUGAUCGUGACAACAAUCCCCUUCCACUGGACUGGGAGAUAUAUCAUGUUGCUCAUCCCUGGUCCCACCGCACCAUGACCACUGAAGAGUUCCAGUGCCAUGAGGAAGAAGAGAAUCGCCGUCGCGCUGAGGAGGAAGCCAAAGCAGCAGCAGCAGCAGCAGCCAACAGGGAGGGCAGCAGGGCGCACGGGGCGCACAGGGCAGCAGGGCAGCAGGGCGCGCGGGGCGCACAGGGCAGCAGGGCAGCAGGGCGCACGGGGCGCACAGGGCAGCAGGGCGCGCGGGGCGCAGCAGGGCUGGCGGGUUGGCCACACCCGCCACCCCCAUACCCUCCCCCACUGCUGCACCCGCAGCAGAGAGAUGGGGGGGGGGGGGGGGGGAGGGGCCGGCAGGUGCUGCAGGUCGCCCCCCCCCGUCGCCUGUUGAGGCGACCUGAGGGGGGGGGGGAGGAGUACGGGGGCCGACGCGCGGCCUCCCAGGGCGCCAGAGCAGGCGGAAGAAGGGGCGACGCGCGCCCCCCCAGGUCGCGGCCCCCCCCCCCCUGGGUCGCCACGUAA
This is a messenger RNA of Closterium sp. Naga37s-1, 678 nucleotides long. The record is from the annotation of a GenBank genome assembly. NCBI's taxonomy places the organism in Eukaryota, Viridiplantae, Streptophyta, Zygnematophyceae, Desmidiales, Closteriaceae.